Molecule: messenger RNA, 783 nt
Organism: Protobothrops mucrosquamatus (brown spotted pit viper)
Lineage: Eukaryota; Metazoa; Chordata; Lepidosauria; Squamata; Viperidae
Product: S-adenosylmethionine synthase
Exons: 3
Biological process (GO): S-adenosylmethionine biosynthetic process
Cellular component (GO): cytosol
Molecular function (GO): methionine adenosyltransferase activity; ATP binding
Source: RefSeq, a predicted model, not a curated record
GGUGAUGCAGGAGUCACUGGCCGGAAAAUUAUUGUGGACACUUAUGGUGGAUGGGGCGCUCACGGAGGUGGGGCUUUCUCGGGCAAGGACUACACGAAAGUGGACCGAUCAGCAGCCUACGCAGCCCGGUGGGUGGCCAAAUCUUUGGUGAAAGCAGGGCUGUGUCGACGGGUUCUGGUCCAAGUUGCCUAUGCUAUUGGCGUGGCUGAGCCACUGUCGAUCUCCUUGUUCACUUAUGGUACCUCUGCCUACUCUGAGCAAGAACUUCUCAACAUUGUCCACCAAAACUUUGACCUUCGACCUGGAGCCAUUGUCAAGGAUCUGGAUUUAAGGAAGCCCAUUUAUCAGAAGACUGCUUGUUACGGCCACUUCGGAAGAAGCGAAUUUAGUUGGGAAGUUCCAAAAAAGCUUGCCUUCUAACUUUCUUGGGCCAACCUCUCUCCAUUUCAAAGGAACAGGAUUUUACUACCCCGAGUGCUUCCGUUGACCAAUGUCAGUGCUGAAAAAGAAAAUAAUAAUGGAGAAACGGUCCCCUAGUUGCUUUCUCUACAUCUCAUCCCAUGCAGACUUUACAGAGGAUAAAUUUGGGGCAGACGGACGCCAUUUUAAUUUUGUCUAAUGCUGCUAUUUUGGGGUAGGGAAAGGAAAUUCCCUUUGAAAAGAUGAGAAGGGCCCUGAAACCUACAAUCAAACAACGGACUUUGUUUUUAUUUUUAUUUUUAUUUUUCCAAUCCAGCAAAUCUACAUCUUUCUAAACUACUAAGAGGAAGAAACAUGUUUUUA